AAAUAAUCAUAUAAGACAGAGGUCUCAAGUUCGAAUCCAAUUGCGUGCGUUCUUUAUUUUUUUAAUCCUUUAAACCCUAUUAUCAUUUCAUUUUUCCGACAUCGCCCCAUUUCCCUUUCGACAACCAUUGCCUGCAAAUCGAGCCUACGACUGUUAACUUCCAAGGUUAGCGCUUGACCUCGACUUCCGGACCACUGCCAUUCGCCAUCGGCCUCUCACUUCUUCAUUUUUUCUUCAGUUUUCACGCUACUCGCUGGGUUUUCGUUAUUGGAUUAUAACUGUUGCAAAGAGGAUUUAUGUAAGGACAGGCUAGGUCCUUGAAAAAUUUGAGAUAUGGAUGGCAGAGAUCAAGAUCGGGAACGCACUUUUAGGGCUGAUUUCAGCAAGGAGGGAGUUACGAAACUCGCGGAACGAUUGACGGAUAGGUUGAAUGAAUAUAUGGGUGAUUUUGUGGACGAUACUCUCGUGGAAUAUGUCAUAGUUUUACUGGGAAAUGGCAGAAGCAAGGAGGAGGUCAAGGAGGACUUGGAUGUUUUUCUGGGUGAUAAUAGUGAUUCCUUUGUGGCAUGGCUUUGGGAUCAUCUUGCGUCUAACCUGAACCAUUAUAUAAGACCUCCUCAGUCUUGUCCAAAUGAAGUGGUAAAAGCUAGACCAGACACGGUUGAGCCUGCGAUCAAAGAUGAUUCCAACCAUUUAGUAUCAGAAUCUGGAAAAGGAAAGUCUAGUAAAGCACUUAGAAGCCAACACAAUAGGGAUUGGAAAGGAUUGAUAACAGAUGAUAAUCAACCUCCUCUUCCCAAUUACGUUUCCAAUCAUACACAGAACAAAAAGAAAACGUAUCCCAAUGCUUUACAUGGCAGGCAGUCUAUUUCUCCUGAACAUCUUGUGCAUAGAAAAAGAAAUCGUCCCAAUGAACACCCUCGACCAAAGAGAGAACUGUCCCAAGCAACAAUUGCUGCUCCCAGACGUCUGCUCCAAUUUGCUGUUAGAGAUGCAGUUGCAACUACAAGGCCUUCUAACUCUGUGUCUGAGCCAGUACCAAAGAGACUUCGCUCCAUGGUAUCUUCAUCAACUGGAAAUUUGAUUGAGGAAGAUAAUCAUAAGAGAACACAGUCGGUUUCCAGGGUAUUAAAUCCUGUGGCAACCGCCAUCAAAGCUGUUGCAGAGGCUUCCAGAGAUGUCAAGAGGGUAAGAACUGGAAAUGUUUUUGACCGACUGAGUUGCGGUGAUGUAAGUUCGGCUCAUGUAUCAGUAUUCAAGGAACCUGAUGCCCAAAAUGAUGAUUAUGAUGAUUAUGAUCAUAUUGAUGAGAAGAAACGUCAAAUAUAUCUUCAAGCAAGAGACAAUGGGAGGCAUUACAAUACAAUUGCACCCCUGAUGGAUAGCAACACAAGCCUAGAAUCUAAUUCUGUGUUUGAUAGUGAAAUAUAUGAUGGUGUCAAUGUUGCUGGCACUAGUGGGGUGGAUGUCUCUCAAAUUGGCACGUCAAAUGAUUCACUGAUGUUGCAUUAUAGUGUUGCCGAGAAUUCUAAUGAAAUAACACAUAAGUCACGAAAGAAUGAACAAGAACUGUCUGUUUCUGCUGCUAGUGCUAAGCGUAAGAUUGUGAAUAUCUCUAUGAAUGUAAAUACUUGGAACCCACCACAUCACCGAACAACAAGAAAGACACCAGAAGUUGAAUCUCCAAAAUUAAUGCAGGGGAUUGAGGCUGGAGCUAAUAACUCCAAUUCACAAGUAAUGAAGGAAAAUAGCAUCCCAACCACUAUUCUGGAAAAUGGAAAAACUGAUGCAGUUACCCAUAAAAAAAUACAGAAAACUGCGGCGUCAUCUUUUGCUGGGCAAUUUUCUACAGGUCAUUCAUCGGAAGAGGCUGAUUCACGUACAAUUUUUGUCAAUAAUGUUCAUUUUGCUGCUACCAAGGAUACUUUAUCUCGGCAUUUCAACAAGUUUGGAGAAGUUCUAAAGGUGAUAAUUUUAACUGAUGCUGCAACUGGCCAUCCUAAAGGGUCGGCUUAUGUGGAGUUUAUGAGAAAAGAGGCUGCAGAUAAUGCUUUGACGUUGGAUGGGACAUCUUUUAUGUCACGUAUUGUCAAGGUUGUGAAGAAAAGCUCUGUGCAGCCAGAUACCAAUUCCAUGAUGAUGUGGCCCCGUAUUACACGGAGUAUUCCUUUUGGCGUUCCUAGAUUUGUGCAAGCUUCUUUCCCAAGGGUCUUUCCUGGUGCAUAUAGGGCACGACCGCCUAUUAAACUAGGUGGCAGGAGUAUGCAGUGGAAACGGGAUGCUCAGCAAACUUUUACAGAGAGUGCAACCUCGGUUUCUGGAAACAUAGCUACUGCAAGUCGUGGCCACACCUAUAUCCGUACAGAUCCCAAGUCAGACGGGAAUCCUAGUGGGGUUUGACUAAAUUUUAUUCUUAAUUCUUGAUGGAGAUUUGUUGAGAAGACUGAUUCACAUGUUCAACAGAUCCAACAUGUUAGUUUUGGUGGCAUGGCAGCCAACAUUGAGGAUGAUUCUGAAGUGCAUAUUUUUAAAGGUUUUUGGUGGGGAGGAAAAAGGAAAAAAGUGGAUAAGUUUAAUAGUUUUUUUUUUUUUUUUUCUUUUGUUUGUCAAUAUUAAUUUUGAAGUUAAGCGUAAUUUUCUAAUAUUUUAUGUCACUGGAAGGGUUCUUGAUGUUUGGAGGUACUAGAUCCAUUUGUUGCUCAAGGGACGAUUAGUUUAUUGUUGGGGUUUACAUUCUGAGACAGAGGAUGAAAUUGGCUCUACUAGCCAUUUUAUAUUUUGGAUAAUAUCUUUUAACAGUGUUUUAGUAACAAGAAAAUAUCUCGCAAUGUAUAGUAUAUAUCAAGUCGUAUUUAAUCAUCUGCUUAGUUUCUGUUAGCAUAUAAAGUAACAUUUUAGACUAAAUUGAUGAUCUGUCUCUCCUAGAUUCCUAGUCAAAUACUCUCUGCUCAUCUUAUUUUGAUAUGUACUGUCAUUAUGAGUUUUCUUUGUAAUGUCGCUAUAUUUUUGUUUUUCCAAAUAAUCACAUUCAUUUUUUGUCUGUUAUUGCAAAUUUAUUCUCAAACUUCUUUCAUCUAAUCAAGGUAAUUUUUCAAUCCACUUAAUUUUUGCUUUUUUGUAUAAAUUUUUUUUUAUGAAAGUUCAUUGUAGUAAAGAAGACCAAGAAGCCGUAGACUCUCCAAGGGAUUGUCAUAUCUCUACAGGCAAACUUUCCUCUUUCGGAGCAAGAUGAAGAAGCAAUAACUUUCCUCUUUCAAGUACACAUAUUGUUCAGUCGAAAGAAGGUUGUAUUUGCAAUGCCCACAGACGCAGAUGCAUUCAACAUGUUACCCUUUGAUGAUUUUCCAUCCUUUACAAAAAACUUGAGAAAUAGAUUUGAUAGUUUGAACAAUUAACCUGAUAUCAUUGCUAUUGUAUCCAUUCAAAAAAAAACAAACAAAAAAUAAAAAGCGAAACAACAUCUCAGAUUAUCAAAAAUGAAGAUAGAAAUAGCUAUAAUGCAUACUUGUCUGAUUUUGGGUUAUCCAUAGUGUUCUACCAAGUCCAUGUCAUCAUAAUUCUAGGGUUUUCAAUAUCGAAAAAAAUGAAAAGAGAAAACUGAUGAUGAAGCUUGACUACUUGAUUGAAGAUCUAAAGAAAAAUAUGAUAAAUCCAAUUAAUUCAGCCUCGAGAAAUUUGAGAAUGACGAUGAUGAUGAAGAGGAAGAUUGGGAUGAGGAGAUUGAAAUUGAGUAGAAAAGAGAUGAAGAUGAAGAAGGUGAUAAUGGUCUGGAAAGUCAAAGAGUAAGAAGACCAAGGGAAAUGGCUUUUUGUGUUUUAUUGUUGUUUUUUUCUGAUUUUUUAAUAAAAUUAAACCAUCGAAUCAGAAUGUAACACUUGUCCUUUUAAUGAAAUAAUAUAAAGUAAUCGGGUACUCAGGUACUCAUGACUUAGUA
Messenger RNA from Amaranthus tricolor (Joseph's coat), 3934 nucleotides. RefSeq lists its product as uncharacterized. The transcript is spliced from 10 exons. NCBI's taxonomy places the organism in Eukaryota, Viridiplantae, Streptophyta, Magnoliopsida, Caryophyllales, Amaranthaceae. Gene Ontology annotation, molecular function: poly(A) binding. Gene Ontology annotation, cellular component: cytoplasm; nucleus. Gene Ontology annotation, biological process: mRNA processing; regulation of mRNA stability. Bases 334 to 2400 code for a protein of 688 amino acids. The record is from RefSeq and is a predicted model, not a curated record.